UGGCCUGACGGGCAGAAGUUCAACAGGUGGAUCUUAAAGAAAGUUUUCCUCCUGAGAUGAAAGAAUGGCAGAUUCUGUACCCCCAAGCUGGGGAAAUGGCAUGGGAGGUGUGUGGGGGGGAGAGUGCCAUCACUCCUCCUUCAGAGGUGGGGAGGAUGACUCCGAAGCCAUCCAGACACAACCCCAUUUCCGAUGGGGGGAUGACACACUCUGCCUUCGGCUCCCUCACCACCACCACCAUCACCACCACCAGCGUCCCCGUGAUGUCAGCCGUGCUCUCCCUUCCCCUGGGCUGGCCACAAACACACACACAAGACGCGGGCGCCUCCACCCAGACGAGGAGCCACAAACACACACCCUUCAGGCCGCCCAGCCACUCCCUUGGAAGAAAGGAGGGAGGAAGGAGCGGGCGAGCGAGGGACGGACGGAGGGACCGACCGCCCGACCAGCCAGCAGCCGACUCGGGCGCUGGGAGAGAAAAGACACAGAGGCGAAGAAGCAACCGGUCGGUCCGAGAGGCUUGGCCGCUCCUGGCGGGGAGAAAGGAACCCAAACCCCGGGGAGAAAGGGGCCCCGACCGCCGCUGAGAAGCGACCAUUGGGAAGCAGGAGCCGAGAGAAAGAUGCUGAGCCCCCUCCAGAAAUGCGGCUCGGAAGGCUGCCUUGUGGAGUGCGACUUUUUGCCCUGGCACCGAAGCACCCUCUGUCGGCGACCCGAAAGUUGUGAGGUCUCAGAGCCGGUGGGUGACCACGAAGAGCUGAGCCCAGAGAAGCCAUCUCCCCCCAGCAUCCGCUUAGAGGCGCCGGAUGCGACCACCGGCCUCCAGCUUCCUUUACAAGACCCCGGAGGGGUCUGGCGAUCCCGCAGUGAGGGGCGUUUGGACCAAAACUCGGCAUCCAGGACAGUGGAAACAGAGGGGGACAAAACCGGAAGCGGAUGGAGCUUGCCGUCCCCAAAAUCUUUGAGGAAAGAGCGAUACCUGAGUGAAAAAGUUGCCGCCGCAAAACAGCACUUGAAGAAUCUUUUUGGAGGAUCGAGUAAAGUCAGUGGAUGCGCCAUUUUCUCCUACCCUAAUGGCAUAUUGGGGUGGGGGUGUGUGUUGUUACUGGUCCUCUUUCUUCAUGUUUUUCUCUUCCCCUGUCACGAGGAACACGAGCCCAAAUUGUGUGGGUGUGUUUUUCCCCUCUUCAGCUUGCUUGUAUAAAUAUUUUAGUGUCUUUGUUCCCAAUGGUUUUAAUCUCUGGAAUUUCCUGCAAUGAAAAAUUUAUCCCAAGGCUAAAUAGAAAGCUGAUAAUUAAUUGUCAAGGAGGGGUUAUGGCAGAGGGCCUGGGACACAGGACUCAAGGGUGCUCUGGAGUUAGAAGCAGAGCGUAAUCCAGCCUCGGAAGAUCCGGGAGGCUGGUUUGCUUGCCUGUUGAGCUGUUUUGUUUAUUCAGACCACAUUUCCCUAUGACUUUGGCUCAGAUUAUAGGACGGAGACGGACCGCAUGUAGUCCUCACAUUGGUUCUCCAUUUUGGGGGCUCCUCCCAGCCUCUGAAGGGUCCCCUACCAUCCAGCCAUGGAUAGACCAAAAAAACCCCCACAUUUUAAUCU
Pogona vitticeps (central bearded dragon) is the source of this 1594-nucleotide messenger RNA. Lineage: Eukaryota; Metazoa; Chordata; Lepidosauria; Squamata; Agamidae. The record is from RefSeq and is a predicted model, not a curated record.